CACCUGGAAGAGUACCGAAAGAACAAGAAUCGAGCGCGAAGAAAUCAAAUUGGUUUACACUAGCUCGUGAAAAAGGUAUUGGAUAUUGGAGUCUUGGACGCGGCCAAGUGAAUAUAGCGUUGCGAAAGUUGGUGUUUCGACGAAAAUUAACGCAAUAGAAAUUAAUAGCCUUAUGCAAAAAGUAUGCUUCAAGGAUUAAUCUACUAGAAAAAUGGAAACUUAUGAUGUAAAACCAAAUCAAUGUCAUGUCGGAAUUUUAUUCUGUAGUGAAUGCAACAAUAUGUUGUAUCCGAAAGAGGAUAAACGUACAAAAACUUUAUAUUAUGCUUGUCGUAAUUGUGAUUAUUCUCAAGAAGCAGAUAAUCCCUGUGUUUAUAUCAAUAAGCUUGAGCAAGAAGUUGAUGAAUUAGCUUUAAUUGUUCCAGAUGUUGUACAUGAUCCAACGCUACCUCGUACAGAAGAUCAUAUAUGUCGUCGAUGUGGGAAACAAGAAGCUGUAUUCUUCCAGUCACAAACUUUAAAAGCUGAAGAAAAUAUGCGUUUAUACUAUGUUUGUACUAAUGUUGAUUGUUUACACAAAUGGACUGAAUAAAAUAUAAUUGUAAAUUGUUACCUAAUAUAUUAUUUUUUAAAAUAAAUAAGAAUGAUUUCUAAUGAAA
Molecule: messenger RNA, 659 nt
Organism: Schistosoma turkestanicum
Lineage: Eukaryota; Metazoa; Platyhelminthes; Trematoda; Strigeidida; Schistosomatidae
Source: the annotation of a GenBank genome assembly